UCACUCCAGACCACACCUGUCAACAGCCCAAGGCAGAAAGCAACCAAAGGGGGAAAAGGGAAAUGGCUCUGGUGAGAGAGGAGAUCAAAGCCAAUGCUGAAGUCUACCAUGGAGAUGAGAUCUGUCAAGAGAAAUCAAAGCUUUUGCUCACAGAAGUAGGGCUGCCCAAUGGGCUGCUGCCUUUACAGGACAUUGAGGAAUGUGGGUAUGUGAGGGAAACUGGUUUUGUGUGGCUCAAGCAGAAGAAGAAAACAAUUCACAAGUUUGAAAAGAUUGGCAAGCUUGUAUCCUAUGAACCUGAAAUCACAGCUUACGUUGAACAAAACAAGAUCAAGAAACUCACUGGUGUGAAGACCAAGGAGCUCUUGCUUUGGAUCACUCUGAGUGAUAUUUAUGUCGAUGAUCCACCAACCGGCAAAAUCACUUUCAAGACUCCUGCAGGCCUGUUCAGGUCUUUUCCAGUGUCGGCUUUUGUGCUUGAAGAUGUCAAGGAUGUGAAGAAAGCCAUGGAUGUGAAGAAAGCUGAGGAAGAGGCUGGAUCAGGGGAAGUGAAGGAGGUGUGAGCUUGGACAAGUUUUUAGCACCGAAUGCUUCAUCUUAGUAUAAUGCUUUCUCUCUUUUGAUGUGUUUUGAUGCUUUUCCCAUUUACUACUACCAGUACCGAAAAAUAAAAUAAAGUUAGAAUUUCAACAAGAGUUUCAAUCAUAUGCAUGGAACGCAGCGCUGAAAGCAACUUCUACCAAGAAUGAAAACUUAUCUUACUUUCAA
This is a messenger RNA of Vitis riparia (riverbank grape), 768 nucleotides long. RefSeq lists its product as uncharacterized. The transcript has a single exon. The record is from RefSeq and is a predicted model, not a curated record. The coding region runs from base 63 to 563 and encodes 166 amino acids. NCBI's taxonomy places the organism in Eukaryota, Viridiplantae, Streptophyta, Magnoliopsida, Vitales, Vitaceae.